UAAAAGUUAUCAUCUGAAAACAAAGAUGUGGUGGAGUCUGAUUCUGCUCUUUCUGAUGGGUCAGAGUUGUUUCAUCAACUGUCAGCUCUAUGAGUAUCACUACAUUAAUGAGCUAAAGACCUGGACUGAAGCUCAGCAGUACUGCAGAGAGAAACACACUGACCUGGCCACAGUGUCCAACAUGACAGACAUGAAGAGACUCCUCAGUACCAGAGCGGGAGAUAACAGGGAUGCUUGGAUUGGUCUGUAUGAUCAGACAGAUGGUAUCAGAACAUGGUACUGGUCUCUGCCUGGAGUGGAGUUCAAUGAAAGGGAGACAAACUGGAACCAAGGAGAACCAAAUGAUUAUGGAAACGUUCCUGAGAACUGUGGGGCUCUUUUAAAAACUAAUAGAAUCCAGAAAUACCACUUGAUUAAAGAGAGGAAGACCUGGCAGGAAGCUCAGAGUUACUGCAGAGAGAAACACACAGACCUGAUCAGUGGAAUGAAGCAGCUACAGGAUGGAGAACUGAAGGAAGUGAUGAAGGGUCGAUGUGCCAUGACUGUAUUUGAUGAUGAAGGCAGAUGGAGGACUGACAGAUGUGAUCGGAAAAAACCCUUCAUCUGUUAUGAUGAUAAAGUGAUCCUGAUCAAUGAAAAUAAAACCUGGGAGGAUGCCUUAUACUACUGCAGAGAUCACUACCAUGACCUGGUCACCAUCACCAGCCUGGAUGAGCAGAGAUGGAUCCAGGAGAAAGCCAAGAAGGCCUCGACUGAUUAUGUCUGGAUGGGACUGCGCUACAACUGCUUGAUGAAGGCCUGGUUCUGGGUCUGUAAGGAGAACUGGGGCAGCAAUCAGAGCCCGGCCUCAGAAAGAUGGAAGAAUGACUGUGACAUGUCUGGAGCCAUGGAUGCAGGAGGACAACAUAAGUGGUUCCAGAGAAAUCCCUCAGAGGAACUGAAUUUCAUUUGUUCUAAAAAUUAAAGCUCAUUCUGCUGUUUUGUGACAGUUUUAAUUUUCCUCACAUUCAGUUAUUUUUUGUUUUUUUAUUGUUACUUAUUUUUCUUGGGGUGGGGGGUCUCAGGCAGGAAGCUUUACAAAUAAAAGUAUAAUUAAAAGCCUUAUAGUAGAAACUGUAUUGGUGGCUGGGGGGAAAAAAAUGCUUCUAGAAGUAAUUAGAACUGCAAUUACUGAUCUGAAGAUUAUGUAGUCAAUCUGUAUUUUCUGUGUAAAUGAUAAUAGUUUAGUAUUCUUAAACUAAA
This is a messenger RNA of Cyprinodon tularosa, 1242 nucleotides long. Its product is annotated as macrophage mannose receptor 1-like. The transcript has 5 exons. The record is from RefSeq and is a predicted model, not a curated record. NCBI's taxonomy places the organism in Eukaryota, Metazoa, Chordata, Actinopteri, Cyprinodontiformes, Cyprinodontidae. The coding region runs from base 26 to 964 and encodes 312 amino acids.